CCAAGUCGGUCUCGAGGAGGGAAGGUAAGGGUCACAAUAGUUCCGUGAGACGAGCCAGAAAUCAUUCAGCCGAAAUGGGAGACGAACUUGAUACUCUCAUAGGUUUUCUUGGCGAUACCAGCAGUUCUACCCGCGCACGUGCCGCUGAGUUCAUACAAGGUUUGACUGGCUCCGACGUCGGCAUUUCCAAGCUUGCGACACGCGCGGGAGCUUGUUUGCCGAAGCUCUUGCACCUUUUAGGCGCAGCUGCGGCCGAGUCGAAGUACGCCGCGACGACGCUAGUUAACUUGACCGUCAUUCCAGAGGUUGCGACGCUCGCAGUGGAGAAAGGUGCUGUCGAGCGUGUCAUGGAACUUUUGCGCGAAAACACGAUUCCUGCAGAUCUUUUACUUAAGCUCCUGACAAACCUAACGAAUACGGACGGAGGCGUAAGCGUUCUCACCCAGGAGGGCAAACCCUUAGAAGGUUUUUUCAUCAGCAAGGUCGUGCAUCUGCUCGCCAUGGCGAAACCGCCGUCGAUGUACGACUAUGCUGCGUCGAUCAUUACAAAUUUCACCAGACACCCUAUCGGCCGGAGGGUAUUCCUCGAUCCCAAAAGAGGACUAAUGUGCAUGGCACUUGCGUCGUUGAUUCCAGGGCAGUCAGAAGUAAGGAGGGUUGGUGUGGCAGCUGCCAUUCGAAACUGUUGUUUGGAUGAUUUAUCUUGCACGCGUCUUCUUGCAACCCCGUGCGCGGCACCAAGUGGCAACAAUUCCUUUGAUGUCUGUUGCAGCACUUCGAGCACUCAUUCGUACGCAGAGGGUGGUUUGGAAGCCGUUCGUUCACUUAUCCGAAUAGUUUCCGAUACAACGAAAUCGCGGGAACUUAGUGAUGCGGUCAGACAAUGUUGCGCGGAGGCGAUAGCUGCUUUGGCGCGUCAAGCUGUUGGGCGCGAUGCCUUAGUAGCUUGCGACGCUCCCCAGUUGAUAAGAGUCGGGUACGCAGAAGAAGACCACGCGGAGACAUGUGCAGCACUAGAAGCUACAGCUACUAUAUUCAUGUCACAUGGAUUGGUCCCGGAAGAACUUCAGCCUCCUGAAGGUCUGCGACAAGCUGAAAUCCUGGAAGGAGAAUAACUUCAUCAUUUCUUCUGAUAGCUACGUUCGCGAUGGCGUAGACCUGCAAGCUACUUCCGGAAGUACUAUCAGCGGCUCCGGCGCAGCGGCCGUCGGUUAGUUGGGGGAAGUGCGGGUCGAGGUCGGGUUGAUCGGCGGUCUCGAUGGGACAAAUGAGUUGAAAAAAUCUAGAGUCUAUUUUCCGUC
Molecule: messenger RNA, 1301 nt
Organism: Micromonas pusilla CCMP1545
Lineage: Eukaryota; Viridiplantae; Chlorophyta; Mamiellophyceae; Mamiellales; Mamiellaceae
Exons: 1
Coding region: 75-1115 (346 amino acids)
Source: RefSeq, a predicted model, not a curated record